AUGACCAUCAUAGCCUAUAACGCGAUGUUAAUUACGUUGCUCCCCGCACCAUGGCUCAUAAUCUGGUCGCCGACACGCUUCAACGCUGCGAGUAGCACUCCGAGUCAACGGGCAUGGACAAUGACCUGGCUAGCUAUGGGACAGGUCUUUGGUGUGCUUGCGAUGAGCUCGUACUCCUGGAUACGUAUACGUGUCGAUCAGUAUAUAGCAGCGGCUGGUAUGAAUCAUGAUACGUUCGCAAUAAUCAUGGUCUUUUAUGCAUGUUUGUAUACAGUUCUGCUUUCGUUUGGCGCUGUGGGCGGAAUGGUUAUGGUGGCGAAGAUGAUUAUGGAAGAUGAGUUUUGUUCGAGGAUAUAA
Molecule: messenger RNA, 357 nt
Organism: Morchella sextelata
Lineage: Eukaryota; Fungi; Ascomycota; Pezizomycetes; Pezizales; Morchellaceae
Exons: 1
Coding region: 1-357 (118 amino acids)
Source: RefSeq, a predicted model, not a curated record